UCGAGAGAGAACGUUCGAAAGCGGCGGUCACGGUGAACGCCGUGCAACCGGUCAAACUGACUCUGUCAGAGGAAAAGUUGCCGAACUGUCACUGACAGAAAGAUCAUUCUUGGAUUUUAAGCGUCGAAAUGCAUGAUAGCGCAGUGUGCCAAUGGGAGACGUUAGAGUCAUUUUAAACUCAGGAUUGUGGAAAAAGUAGAGAUAUCUAAUAGAACCGAAGAAGAGUUAUUCUUCAUCCUGUAAAGAUAUUUAUAAAACUGUUGGCUUUGUUCCUGUCAGUAAGGAAAUGCUACAGAGCAGAUUGUUUGAUUGAAAGGAAGACCAUGCGGGUAGCUUUGGUUUUGAUAUUUGCUGCUGAAAUUCUGCUCGGGCCUGUCUUUUGUCAGGAGGGCAAAAGAGAUGACAGCCACGUUGACAACGUUGUCCGUCAAGCUGUGGCCGAUGAAUUCAGCAGCGAAAUUCUCACAAACAGGACGAGAGCAUACCUGUCUUGCGCUUCUGGAGAAAUGGUGAUCAAGCUCAACUUUUCAGAGCCCUUUCGAGGAGUCACCUAUACGGAUUAUGACAGGACAAGCCCCUGCAAAUUUUAUGGCGACGGCAGUCGUUAUUACGAACUCCGCAUUCCGCUGAAGGGAUGUGGCACAAAACAGGAAGCUCCAAGAGUCUUUAUCAACAAUAUUAUCGUCCGCUUUCAUCGAUCAUUGGAACUUGAAGAAGAUGAAAUCAAAACUAUCAUUUGUCGAUAUCCUCCACCCUUAGCGCCUACUCAAGUUCCGAUAGUUCUGCCGCCGCCUACUGCUGCUGUACCAGUUCUCGUUCCACCUAAAUUAUCCGAAGUAGAAUUGCUUCUUAUCAUUUGUGCUUUGCUGUUCCUAACUCUCUUACUACUGGGCAUUGGCAUUGCUUAUUAUUGCCUUAAGAAACGGAAUAUCAAAGUUAUCAAAAAGAGGAAAGCGAUAUCUUCUGGCCCUGGAUCUGAAAUUACCAAACUCAGCGGAUCUACUAUGGGCACACUGUCAAUGUUCGAUCCUAUUCGUAUACCAAGAGCUAUAGCACAAUCUACUUCAGAUUCAGAAGCUGCCUUGCUUACAUCUUUGUCUUCUCAGAAUGGAUCGGGAGAUCAUAGUGAUACUAUACCUUCAGAUUACCCGAGCGAAUCUCCUUCUUCAGUGAAUUCCGAUGUUGAAGAAAUAGAAGGUGGGAGAAGGAUGAUGAUAAAUGAUGUAUCUACAAUGCGGGGUGAUCACUUUAGAUAUGAAAAUACUGCUUUUAUCCCAGAUGAAAUGAGCAGUAUAGUCUCUGGCUAUCCUGAAGAUCAGGAAAAAGCAAACAGUGUGUCAUCUAUCCCAGUUCAGCAAAUAAUGAAACCAAUUGAACCACCGAAAAAGAAAUUAAAAACAAAAGUGGCAAAGGAGCAAGUCUUAACAACAAUAUCUGAAAGAGAAGAUGCCAUGUUCCAACGUGAAGCUCUGCAGAAAACAUACGCUGCUAUGAAGUCUGUUCCCCAUCAGCUUAAUCCGCCUAUAAACUAUACACAAACUUAUACACGAGAAGCACCUCCCAAACCCCCCUCAUCUUAUGCCCCUUCUCUUUACGGAAGCAUUCCUGACAAUGAUAAUCGCUCUGAAGCGGAACUCAUUGAAAAUAUUCCCGUGGCUACUCGUAGACCACCUUCAUCGUAUGCGCCAUCUUUAAAAGGCAGCAUUCCAGAUAAUGACAUAUGGUCUCAUUCUGAAUUGGAAAGUGAAGUUGCUGUGAUGCCCUAUGUGAGAAAGCCGAAACGUGAAACAGCUACGGUAACAGAUUUCUACUUGAGUUCCCAAAAAACUACAGAUAUAGAAGAUGAUAUCAUGAAUUUAAGAAAAACUACUACUCUUCAACACAAGCCUAAAUCUCCGCCUCCUCCGCCCCCGCCACCUCAACCUACUGCUGUAUAUGAUUCACCUUCUGACGUUGAGAGCGUAGAACCAUAUGUAUCAAAGGCUUUACUUCCCAGAAAACCUAAAAUUGUUGUCCAAAAUAUAGAUGACUUAUAUUUGACGACAACAACAGAAGUCCAUGCAACAGAAACUGUUACAAAAACUACUAAAGAUACCAUCGCUCAGCAUGUGAGAACACCACCUCAGUCAACUGAGCCUCCAUCUUCAACUGGAAGUCCAUCUACAAACUGGGAUGUUACUAUUAGGCAUUACCCAAAUCAACCACCUUCGGCUUAUGAUGAGCCAGAUGAUAAAGUUUUAGAAAGACGCUGGGAUGCUUAUUCAGAAGUGAGUGAAAAAUAUCGUGAUGCUGAAAGUACGACUACAGAAAUACCGGCUCAACAGAGACCACGUCAUCCCUCACAGCAUUCGACAAAUACAACUCCUAGGAAUUCUCCUUCCCCUUAUAACACGAUGCAUAAAGUCACCAAGACAAUUCCUCAUCCUACUUACACUAGCAUAAUUUACAAAGUUUUAGAGCCUCCUCCAGUCGAAGGUGUUGAAGAGUUGACCCCAACAAUCAAAGAAAAAUGGCGCACUGUUAUCACCACAGAUGAAACCUUCAGAUACUUAGUUCAAGAAGCUACAACUGUUGAAGAAUACAUUCGUAUAACGAAAGAUUCAAGAUAUGAAAAAUUGUUUGACACGAGGACGUGGAAUGUCAUAAUAAGAGCUCUGAGCACUCCUGACGAUCGAUACCCACCAGCACAAGUGGAACCACCUGCAGAUGUUAGAAAUCCUCGCUAUAAAAAGAAAAAUGAGUUCGAACCUCCUCGAAAUCGUCGUAGCUCGUUACCACCAGUGACAGAAUUUUCUCUAGCGAGAGAUGCACCUCCUUCAAGCUGUGGCAGUGUUCGCUCUAGAAGGACUUCAAGGUCUGGUUCAGUGCCUGAAUAUGACCUGAGAUCCAUGACAGAAGUUGAUGUUGACUUCGCUCAUGCAGAUCGUGAAUCUCUUUGGAGUGUCGACACAGGUUACACUUAUAAAACUUCGAGAAGUCUCGCCGAGAGAUCCACAUCAGAGUUCCUGGAAGAAGUGCCAACAAUUAUAGCUGAACGCCCACAUCAGUACAGAGGUGUUCAACAGCAAUCUCAUUACUACGUUGAACAAUCGGCAGCUGAGUUCGUCCGAUCACAUGAUUCUUAUUUGAGAGAUUCCAACUGUAGGGAAUUCGGUGAAGAUGACUAUCUCCAUAGAGAGCAUUUACCACCAACACCCGGUGGUAAGAACUCUACAAGACCACGUUUCCUAGAACGAUCUUCAACUGAAUACUUCGAAGACGUUCCAACGUUGUCUCUGCCUGAUUUAAGACAGGCAACAACAGAAGUGUCUUCUGUAACAGAGCGGCGAAUGGACAAUGUCGUUCAAGAACUUCGCCAAAAGGGAAAAUUUUCUCGAUCAGAAGUCAUUAUUGAUACUCCAAUCAUGAGGGCUAUUGAUAGAACCUCAAGCAUUGGUGAGAGAGAAGAAAUUAAGUCUGUAACAGAAACUGAUGUUUUAGAUUGGAAAAGAUGAAAAAGUGUCCUUUAAUUGUUAAAAAAAUCAACUCAGUUUCUACUGAUGAGACAUUGCAGGAGAAUGUAGGUAGCAAUUUGUAAAAUAAUGCUUAUAACAAUAUGUAUCUAGUGCCAGCUGUAAUGUCAGAAAUGCUUACCUCAAUUUCUAAGUAACAUAAUAAUAAUUCCAUAUUUGUUUCUUGUAUUUGCAUUUUUGUGUGACAUACGUUUCUUGCAGAAAUAUAUUUUCAGUGUUAUUGAUAAAGUAAUUGAAUGAACUUAGAUUUCUAAACAACGUUAUAAGAUUAUUCAGGUUGACUAACCGCUACUUAUGUAAUUACUUACCUUAAAAAAUUAUACAAGCAGAAGGGUAUUUUUGACUUCUAAAGCAUAAUAGUUUUCAAUGUAUCAAAUGCAGCUGGCACCGUGAAUUUUGUUCGUUUUCUCUUGAUAAGGUUCAUUGUGUGGUGUCUAUGUUUUAAUUUAAAAGAAAAAAAUAUAUUCCAUUCUGCUGUAUUCCUUUAAAAGUUUUCUGGCAUUUUUAUAUUAAUAUGUUUCUAACACAAUUUACACAUGUGAAAUUGUGCUUGAAAAAGCAGCAAUGAACGUAAAGUAAUUAUUUUACAUUCAUUGCGAAACAUUUUUCUAACAUCAGGCAAGUAAACUUUUUAAUUUCUUCUGAAUCCUUAAAAUUUGACGUUAAAAAUUCCAUUAUUUUUACAAUUCAGAUUAUCUCAACUCUGUAAGACGGCUCUCACAUAGUGAAUUUUAAAAAUCUAAAUUCGCAAGCAAUGUUUUCAAAGCCGCGUUUUCAAAAUGUUUACUGUACUUAAAACAUUACCCAUAAAAUUUCAUAACCAUGGAAGAGAUAGAUUUUUAAACUUUCAAUCUAAUUUUCUUUCAUAGUAAAUUACCUUUGAAUUGCAUCUCUAAAUAUUCAGAUCCGUCAAAAGAAAAGUAUUAACGUAAUAAUCUGUCAAAUAAAUUAACUUAACAUGACGUAAACUAUAUACUUAAAAUAUGAGGUUAAAAAUACAUUAUUUUUGAAAUUCAGAUUCUGUCAACGCUGUAAGACAGCCCUAACAUAGUGAAUUUUAAAAAUCUAAGUUCGCAAGCAUUCUUAAGUUGAUUUUGUAAGCCGCCUCACCAAAAUGUUUAUUGUACUUAAAACAUUACGCAUAAAAUUUCAUAGCCAUAGAAAAGCUAGAGUUUUUAAACUUUUUUUUAACUUUCAAUCUAAUUUUCUUUCAUAGGAAAUUAUCUUUGAAUUGCAUCUCUGAAUAUUCAGAUCCGUCAAAAGAAAAAUGUUAACGCAAUAAUCUAUCAAAUAAAUUAACGUAACGUAAACUAUGUACUUAAAAUUUGACGUCAAAAAUUACAUUAUUUUUAAAAUUCAGAUUCUGUCAACGCUAUAAGACAGCCCUAACAUAGUGAAUUUUAAAAGUCUAUGUUCGCAAGCAUUCUUAAGUUGUUUUUGCAAGCCGCGUUUUCAAAAUGUUUAUUGUACUUAAAACAUUAAGCGCAAAAUUUCAUAACCAUGCAAAAGCUAGAUUUUUUUAACGUUUUCAACUUUCAGUCUAAAUUUUCUGUCAUAGGAAGUUAUGUUUGAAUUGCAUCUCUGAGUAUUCAGAUCCUUCAAAAGAAAAAUUAUAACUUAAUAAUCUAUCAAAUAAAUUUACGUAACGUAAGCUAUAUAUCACAUAAUUUGUUUCUCAAUUAUGUCUCAUAUUUUAGGAUUCGUAGGAAAUGCCAUUUUUCCCAUUAAAUGUGAACUUUUGAUUACGCUAUAAUUUAAAUAUAUUUUCAUUCAAUUAAAUUGAAUAAUUAGCACAGAAUGUCAUCAAGCAUUGAACCUUAUCGACAGAUUUUUGGUAAAUGUUGAUAGAUAGUGGAGAUUUGAAUGAUUAUGGAAGUUCAUAUGAGAACUUUAUUAACUUAGUAAUGGGAUUGGACGACUAAAGAGGUGCAGGUCGUGCUAACUAAUCCCUUAUAUCUGUGGAUAUCAUCAUAGAUAUAUUUCAUAGUUAUUAAAAGAAACAUUUGAAACUACUUUCUGUUAAGGAUUUCAUUGUAUUUUGCUGAUGAAAAAUCGCACCUCUUGAUUUUGGUUUUUUUAUUGUGAUGUGUACUUAGAUAUUAAAAAUUCUCUAUUUCAAAUAAUAAUUUAUCAAAAUCCCUUUCAUUGAAAAUACGCUUAUUUAAUAUAAUAAUAACUUAUUUCAUUGCGUCAAGUUCAAUAACGCUUAUUAGGUGCUUAAAUGUUUAUAUAAGUAUUUAAUGACUUCAACGAAGAAAACUUAAUUAAAUUCUAUGAGUUUUGUUCAUUAUAUCUUGCUCUGUUAUUUCAUUUAGUUUUGUAAAUGUUUUUCACGUGUAAAUAAAGCAAAAAAUGUUGUAAUACUUUGAAAUCUGAAAAUAAGCAUAAUUUAACACAUUUUUAAUUGAAAGUAUUUUUAAUUUUGCUUGUUCUGUUAUCAGAAUUUACGUAAAAUGAGAGAGAUUUUUAUGCCAAUUCUCUCGCUCCUUUUCUUUAAAAAAUUAUUACGCGAACUGAAGUUCAUCCAAUUAUGCAUUGCCAAUUAUAUGAAAAUACAGUAAAAAUAAUAUAAACAUAAAAAAAAAAAGAAUUUAAAGAGUCACGACUAAAAAUUUAUGAGCUGCUGCUAGUUCAACCAGCCUCAAAACUGCCAUUUUAACUGUAUUUAAAAAGGUAUUUUUUAUAUUCACACUGCCAAUGUAUUCUAAAUGUUUUAAAAUUCCCAUUAAUUGCUUUCGUUAAGACAUAUUUUUUUAAACAUAUCUAUUUAUAAAUGAUUUUUUUGCUUUUUUCAAACGAUGGAAGACAGUAAAUGCUGUUAAAACUGUACUUUAAAAUGCUAUAAGAUGUGCAUUGUAAAAUGCUGUGAGAAGUGUACUUUAAAACUGAAGCUAUGACCGCAAAAAAAUUACAUCUUAUAAGAAUGUUGUGAUAAUAAAAGGCCGUUAUAUGAUACUUAAGCAGAAUCUUAAAAAGUCUAGUAAAGUCAGUCUUCAGUUUGUUAUUUAGAGAGUAGUAGUAAAUGAAGUUCGUAAAUGCUGCAUAGUUGUAAAUGCUAUUGGACAGGAAGAGGAAUUAAUUCAAAAGUUAUGCUUAAUUAUUGUGCAAUUUCGUAGUAAUCGAUUAUAAAUACUGCAGCAGAAAGAUAAAAGGUUAGUGGAGAAUUUUAGUUCUUUAAUUGCCUAAAAAUUAGGAAAGCCAACAACCUUGUGUUUGGCGUAAAUUUAGUCGUCACAUUUAUAUCCUUCGGCAGUAAAGUGAAAGAGAAGGUUGUGCCAUCUCUCGGCAAAAAUAGUAACAACACUGAAAAAUCAAUUGAAUAGAAUUUUGAAAGCGUUAGGAAGGAGUGGAUUGAACUUAAAAUCAUUAACUAAACAAGACAACUCUUUGUGAACGUGAAAAGCUUCAAGAAAAUCCAGUUCAUGAAUCGAAAUUUGUGAGUAAUUUUUGCAGAUCCAAAGUCAAAAUUAUAGUUAAAUUUCCGGCAAUGAUUAGCAACUGAGUCUGACUUGUUUGCGUCAGCUGCUUUCCAAUCUUGCUUCUUUGCUGCUGAUAAAGAGGCACCUGUUAGCUGUUUGCCUUCGAAAUCGUUUGAGACCUUGACUUAAUAUGUGCCGAAUACAAGGUUCUUACUUUGUUAAUUUUGUGUUUCACUUUGGAGUUUUUCUCUUCUGUUUGAUUCUUUAAUUAUCUAUCAAAAUUAAAUAUUUGAAAUGAACUAAAUCUUAGAAUGCAUUGCUUAUUUCCAAAAUCACAUUCGCAGCUUUUAUAAUAUUAUAAAGUCCACCAUAUAAUAUUCUUUAUCUAAAUUUCCUAUUGAAUAAAAUUAAACUCUAAAAUUAUAACUUUUAUUAUCCUAUAAAAUUUAUUAUCCUAUAUCCUGCAAUAUGUUGUAUCUAAACGAAAAAAUGAAGUUUUUCUGUGGUAAAGAUCUUAAAAUAAAAUCAUUUUUUAUUAUAUGGUCAUAUUUUAUAUUACUAUUAAUAACGUCUUAUUUUCUUUAGCAUUGUAUUUUCUGUGGUUCAUUAUAAAGCAUUCUAAAUGUGAUAUAUUUGUUUCAAGUUUAAAAAAGGGCUUUUUUCAGUUUUCCAGAUAGAUACGUAUCUAUACUCUUCCUAUCUGGUCAUCUGAAAACUUUGCGGUUUUAAGGUUUUCUAGUCAUUUUGGUUUAGGUUCUAAUGCACUGUUGAUAAUUUCUUUGAAUGUUCUUUUCUUUAAAUGUAUAUCAGUUGUUUCAAACUGUUUGUUUUAAACUAUGAAUUCCGCAGUGAAAUCCAGCACUAAACCUGGAACAGAACAAUAACUUAAAUGUUAACCUUGUUUUUUAUUAAAAAAUCUAAUAAAGUACUUGUAAAUGUG
Messenger RNA from Stegodyphus dumicola, 7871 nucleotides. RefSeq lists its product as uncharacterized. The record is from RefSeq and is a predicted model, not a curated record. NCBI's taxonomy places the organism in Eukaryota, Metazoa, Arthropoda, Arachnida, Araneae, Eresidae.